Molecule: messenger RNA, 2330 nt
Organism: Durotheca rogersii
Lineage: Eukaryota; Fungi; Ascomycota; Sordariomycetes; Xylariales; Xylariaceae
Exons: 2
Coding region: 248-2251 (667 amino acids)
Molecular function (GO): ubiquitin binding
Source: RefSeq, a predicted model, not a curated record
AAAAUGUAAACUUCUCACUGGCGCUGACUCGGAGUUUUGGUCUUAUGUAAUUGAGCAUCUUCUCUUCCACCUUUGCUACCUAAAAGAAGACCAGACGGGUGGAAAUACCAAUAUAACACGAAGAGGCACACGAAGACAUGGUCAUAUGAAAAAUAGCUGGACGACGCCUCCUCCUUCUGAAGCUUGAUUUUUUUCCCUUCAUCCCGUUGUUCACUGUCGAACAAUUGUAGCUUCCCGAGUCUGCGGAAUGGCCGUCACAUUGCCCCCUUUUGCACCCUUUCCCGAGGCGUCGUGGGGGAACCAGAUCGCCCCGGCGGAAUGGGAAGCCUGCCUGGAUGGCUGGAUUGCUCUUAUCGACGCACAUUUGUCUCUGCCCGGGGAUCAAUUUAGCACCGUCUCCUGCGGCGACGAGUCGAUAUCACAUUUCCUCUCGUCUCUGAUGAGAGAAGUGUCUGCAAGAGGAGUAGCCCUCCUCGGCACUUCUCAGUCAGCCGGCGUCCUGCUCCGGCGAUGCACCCUUCUCACUGCUAGGUUCCUGCGCACAUCCUCCACACCACCAUCGCUACUUUCCUGGGAGUUCCUAGCGGAUUUCGCCCGCGUGUGCUCGAAGAAGCGGGCCGCUGUCAUAAUCAGCGGCGUCUUUCCCAACCCGUCCGUGAUAGCCUCUCUUGGUGCGCUCAAGAAAUCGCUGAUCCUUGCCCUGGAUUCGGGUCCCGGGGGAGAUCCGAAGGCUCUCGAGCGCCAGCUGAAGAGGUUGAACCAUCUGAUUUACGCGUCACCCGAUGCUGCGGCGCUCUUCCUAGCUGGGAGCGACUUUCUGGACGGGCUUAUUAGUUGCUAUACGAGCGCGAGCCCCCCUCUAAGGAAGACAAUUAUCACAACCGCCUACCUAUGCCUUGUUGGGCUGACCGAGGGGGGGCACCCCAAGUUUUCCAUGCUGGCCGACCAGCUCUACUCACUUAAGACGGCGGCCGAGGCCCACCGGGCAGGACCCUUGGAUGCCAACGACGCGAUGGUGGCUGAGCUAGUUACCGCUACACCAAUACUCAAGCAGGUGGAUCGGCGCCUGGAAGCAUCCGGAUCAAGUGCAACAACACGAAUAAAGUCUUUCGUUGCUAUUUUGGAAGGCUUUCGAAAACCUGGCGGUGGCGCCAGGCCGAAGAGGCCGACGAAGCGAAGGAUCGACAAAGGGAAGGGUAUUAUGACAGAGAACGACGAGGAGGCGACGGGGGAGAUGAGAUUGCAUCAGAUGAGCCAGAUCUCACAAGUACAGGACCUCUUCCCGGAAUUGGGCUCUGGCUUUGUGUCGAGUCUCCUCGAUGAAUACGGGAACGACACGGAACAAGUCAUUGCACACUUAUUAGAAGAUAACCUACCUCCUCACUUGGCUUCCGCGGACCGUACCAAGCAGCUAUCCCCCCCGGCCAAUGGUAGGGAGGGUUACAAAAAGACACAUCAGUACACGUCGGCCCAACUUCCCGUGCGCGAUAACGUGUUCGACGACGACGAGUUCGACAGGUUAUCGGUGGACCCGGCCAAGGUCCAUUUCGGGAAGUGGAAUCCAGAUAAAUCGGCGGACGACAUCCUGAAUGAUCGAUCCUCUGCUCCAACGAAGGCCUCCAUUCUCUCUGCUCUCUCUGCGUUUGACGCAGACGACGACGAGCGAGAUGACACGUACGACGCAGCAGAUGCGGGAUUUGUAGUUAACGACGGGACUCUGGAUGACGCAGAUGACGGGAAAAUCAAGGACGCGAACGAAGAAGUGCUUUUCAGAGCGUACCAGUCGGACCCUAAACUAUUUGCCAGGGACGCAGUUACGAGACGAGGCGCGGCCAGGGCAAAGUUAAAGCAGGAAACAAAGCUAACUGAUGAAGCGAUAGAGGGCUGGGCCGUGAUGCUGGCUAGGGCUCCGAACGAAGCGAGGCGACUGGAGAUAAAAUAUAGCGCUUUCCGCGGCGACCAGCCGGUUUUGUCCUCGACCGCCUGGCGCGCAAACCCGACGGGGCCAGGUACGGAGGAGUCGGACGCCGACAAUGGUGACUCUAGCUCUCGGGGCGGAUUCCAGGGCCGCGGCCGCGGCCGUGGCAGAGGAAGAGGCGGUGACCGAGGAAGAAGUGUCUCUGGCCCAGCGGGUGACAGAGAAACCGAGAAUGCUAGAAGACGAAAGGAGGCAAACAAGGGCGCCAGGGCCAACCAUAACCGUCGAAAUCAACGCGCAAAGAAGAUGGCCCGCGGAGGAUUUCCCGGGUAACGAGGCCGUACAUACUAUAUAUAGAAAGAUGCGAGAUGCGAGAUCCUCGGGAGGCGUCCGAGGCCGCCUUCACACCAUC